UGUUGCUUGCUUGAAUUCGACCGGUUCAUGAUUUUUUUUGGUGGGCUGUUUUAGAGAUUUAUCAGGUGUCUUUAAACAAUAGUGUGUGCUCUUUCUGUAUGAAUGAGGGGUUCCUUUUCAUGAUUCUAGAGAUGCAUAUAUAGAUGGGCAGUUCAUUGGAGAGCAAGAUUGUAUAGCAGUAUAUGAAAUGUCUAAGUUCCUUUGUUCCAGCAAUUUGUGAUUGUUUUGCCAAUACACAUAUUUUGAACGUUUGUUUGGGGUGUUUCUGUCAAGUUGUUGUGUUUGUAGCUUCUUUGAUUAGAUCUUGUGAAGAAGUCUUGAGCUUCCUUUGCUUAAAGUCUACACCAUUACUUCAGUCCAAUGUUGUGGUUCAGCUAUGUGGAAUCUGACGCUCAGUUGAUGCUUUAUGAACACAUCUCAUGCACGUUUCCUUUUUCUUUUAGGCAUAAUCCAGAAGUGGAGAAUUUAUUCUGGUGCUUAAAGAUCUAUCUAACGAGAUGGGAACUAGUGCGUGGGAGCUCUUUCCCCGUUCUCAUUCUUAUCGCAUGUCAAGUGAUGCCUCGCUUUUCUCAACUUCAUUGCCUGUUCUUGCCCACGCGGAGUUGAGUCACAAUGAAGUGAAGAAUGAUCUUCAGUCCAUGGAUGAUACCUCCAACAGCUUAAAUGAUAUUGAUCAGGAGCUAAAGGGUAAUUGUGCUGUUGGAAGCUUGCUACCCGAUGAUGAGGAUGAACUCCUAGCUGGGAUAAUGGAAAAUUUUGAGGCCAGUUGGUUGCCCAAUAUAGUAGAUGACUCGGAGGAAUACGAUCUUUUUGGUGGUGGAGGUUUAGAGUUGGAAUCUGAUCCCCAAGAAAACUCGAGAGUAGGUGUUUCUAGUCUUAGUUUAUCCGAUGAUGGCAUUGGCAACUCAGUGGCUCAUCUCAAUCAAACUAAUGGUGUGGGCACAGUUGCUGGGGAACACCCUCUUGGAGAGCAUCCUUCCAGAACAUUAUUCGUCCGCAAUAUCAAUAGUAAUGUUGAGGAUGCAGAACUUAGAACGCUCUUUGAGCUAUAUGGUGAUAUCAGAACAUUGUACACUGCAUGUAAACAUAGGGGCUUUGUGAUGGUCUCUUACUUUGAUAUUCGUGCUGCUCGAACUGCCAUGCGAGCGUUGCAAAACAAGCCACUCCGGAGGAGAAAGCUAGAUAUUCAUUUCUCAAUUCCUAAGGAGAACCCUUCUGACAAGGAAAUAAACCAAGGAACUCUGGUAGUAUUUAAUUUGGACCCAUCAGUCACUAACGACGACCUUCUACAAAUUUUUGGGGCUUAUGGCGAGGUCAAAGAGAUAAGGGAAACGCCACAUAAGAAACAUCAUAAAUUUAUUGAAUUUUAUGAUGUCAGAGCAGCGGAAGCUGCCCUUAAAUCCUUGAAUAGAAGCGAUAUAGCUGGGAAACGUAUAAAGGUGGAACAUAGUCGCCCUGGUGGGGCGCGUAGAAGUUUGCUGCUGAAUGUGAAUCACGAGCUUGAGAAAGACGAAAGGACCUUGCAAAAAAUAGGUUCGCCUCUUGGGAAUUCGCCCCCUGGUACAUGGCCUCACCUCAGCAGGUCUAAUGAUCAAAAUCCUCUGCUAAACUUCAGUAAAUAUCCUAAUUUUAGCACACAUAAUGGUUCAGCAGGUAGCAGUUGGGGCAGGCGAGAUACCUUUGAACUGUCUCAUUCACUUCCAGAGCGGAAGUUGAGCCAGUUUGUUGGGUCUGAUUCUUUCUUUGGUGCUUCAACUUUCAAUAUAUCCGCUGCCAUACCACUCUCUGGGCCAAAGAUUUAUUGGGGUAGUUCGUCCGAGCAGACCAAUUCUCCACCAAGAACUCAAGUUUUAAGGAAUCCUUUUGUAUCCGGUGGGAAUGAUGGGAAUCUUUACAACUGGUCUCAAAUCCAGCAGCAGCACCACCACCACUACCAUGCUGGAUCUGCUCCAUCUGCUGUUCCUAUCAAACAAAAAUUUGGCUCUCUUUAUGAGUUGCCUGGGUCAUCAUUCACAAGACCUGGUUGUGAACGUGUUGCUCGGAGUUACAUGGGUGAAUCGAGUGAUUUGAGCUAUUGUGAUCUUACCAAUGCCGCUGUUACUUUGAUGAGGCCAGUAUCGGUGGGAGACGCUUCUCCUUUUUCUAGCGCGAUAUCAUCUGCAAGAGCGAGUCAUGUGUUUCAGGGUAUUGCUCGCUUUCCAGAACCUGCUUUCGCUGAGCGUGGGAGGUCACGAUUCGUUGACACCAGUGGGAUCCAAAUAGAUCACAAGAAGAAAUUUCAACUUGAUCUUGACAAGAUUAGAACUGGUGAAGACAGUCGAACAACUCUGAUGAUAAAAAAUAUCCCCAACAAAUACACAUCCAAGAUGUUACUCGCUGCCAUUGAUGAACAUCAUAAAGGAACUUACGAUUUUCUCUAUUUGCCCAUUGAUUUCAAGAAUAAAUGCAACGUGGGUUACGCGUUUAUCAACCUGCUGUCUCCAUUAAACAUCAUCCCAUUUUAUGAGGCAUUCAAUGGGAAGAGGUGGGAGAAAUUCAACAGCGAGAAAGUCGCCUAUUUGGCAUAUGCUCGAAUUCAAGGGAGGGCUGCCCUCAUUGCCCAUUUCCAGCACACGACUUUGAUGAACGAAGAUAAGCGCUGCAGGCCGAUUCUCUUUGAUUCAGAAUUCCCUAACAAUGAGAUCCUCCAAGAAAAUGUUCCGACAAAUGAGUCGAGCACCAGAGUUCAUCAAUCGAAUGGAGGAAACGCAGGAAAUCCAGCCGGUAACGAUCAAGAUAAGAGAUAGCAGUAAUGGUGAAUGCAUAUGGGGAAAGGGAGACAGUUUUUCUCAUUAAUGGAAGAUUUUGGGGCAAGUAGUUCCAUUGAUGUCAAGUGUUUGUAUUAGAUUCUUUUUUAUGUAAGUAUUUGAAGUAAUCAAAUUAGGUUUAAUGUUUUUUGUUGGUCAAAAUCUGAUGACUAUCUUAGUCAGAUCGCCCAUACUUACUGAGAACCUUAUGUAUAUAAGGAAUUAUGUAAUUCUAAGUGUGGAGAAAUUUUGUUUUUUUGAUCAAAUUUGCUAGUACAAUUAUUCGUUAAUUA
This is a messenger RNA of Salvia miltiorrhiza (redroot sage), 3079 nucleotides long. RefSeq names its product protein MEI2-like 2. The transcript is spliced from 12 exons. The record is from RefSeq and is a predicted model, not a curated record. The coding region runs from base 498 to 2786 and encodes 762 amino acids. Lineage: Eukaryota; Viridiplantae; Streptophyta; Magnoliopsida; Lamiales; Lamiaceae. Gene Ontology annotation, molecular function: RNA binding.